Penaeus vannamei (Pacific white shrimp) is the source of this 8803-nucleotide messenger RNA. The record is from RefSeq and is a predicted model, not a curated record. NCBI's taxonomy places the organism in Eukaryota, Metazoa, Arthropoda, Malacostraca, Decapoda, Penaeidae.
GUCCGAGCAGCAGCAGCAGAACCACAACAACGAUGGCUGCGUCGCGGGGAGGUCGGUGCAGGACUCCGCUUCUCUGCUUUUUCUGCUGCCUGCUGAUCGCCCUCUUGUUCCUCGAGGUGUGCGAUGCCUCGAGGACCACCUCGGCCUCCUCCUCGACCCGACUCAUAAGGGUGAGGAGGGAGGAGGAGCUGAGAAAUCCCCUGGAAGUGACUGCUGGCGCUGGUCAGAGGCGGGCAGCAGGUGACACAUUUGCUGCUGACAGUCACAGGAGAGUCAGCAGAGCCGCUGACACCGAUGACACCCAAGGCACAGGUGACCCUACAGUCUCCGUGUAUAAAUUGGUGAAUGACAGUCAUCAUCAGUUGAUCAUAAAUUGGGCUGGAGAGGGAAGUAAAGUGGUGGUGUGUAUGACACGCGACUCGGCCCCAAAUGAAUCAUCAACGUCGAAUGUAUAUGUGUCCUACGACUAUGGAACGACAUUUCAAGAUAAGACGAGCAAAUUCCGAAAAGCAUCGCAAAAGCCAGCCAUCAUCCAUAAGAUGUACAAGAAUGAUAAAUUCACCUCGGUGUUUGUGUUUACGGACAUCAUCAACAAAAUCAUCUACGUGACAAGAGACUACUGCCAGAAUGUGACAGCUCAUGGGGUUUCUUUCACACCCUCGGAAGUAAGCCAUCAUCCAGUAGAUGCAGAGGUUCUUCUCGUCUACGACAUUGAAGAUGAAGAGCGACGGUUGUGGAUUAGUGAAGACUUUGGCGAAGGAUGGAGGGUGAUUGAGAGGUAUGUCAAGACGUACUACUGGUCUGAGAUGACAUCGCCACCCACCCUCUACAUUGUGCGUGAGGAACCCACUGGAGGAGCAACAGUUCUGUCUUCGCAGAUGCUGUUUAGAGAGGGUCUCACACCUAACACCGUCAUUAGUGGGGUGGAAGAUUUCGAAGUUAAAGAUGAGUUUCUCUUCGCUAUCAAGAGAGUGCAUCUCUUGGGAUCCCAUACCGUUGGUGCAACGCUUCAGAUGUGGAUAUCUUAUCGUGGUGGACCCUUUUUAGCUGCCGAGUUCCCCAACAGCCUCAAGCACGAGCACUACUACAUUGCGGACAUCUCAGAAGGACAGAUCAUGGUAUGUGUGGCUCAUGAUGAGAUUCUGUCAAACUUGUACGUCUCGUCUGUGCCGAGAUCUGCCAACCACCAAGUCAACUUCUCGCUCUCUUUGGAACGGAUCUUGUACUUCAACCCUUCGACCAAUUGGGUUGAUACAUGGCUCAGUGAAGUGGCAUCAGAAACAUUUGCUGACUUGCAUCCUGUAGAGGGCAUACGUGGAGUGUUCAUUGCCUCACAACUUGUGUCAGACUUCAGCAAAAUCCCGAGCAGACUCCGUCCAGAGCACCUGUCGUCCCUCAUCACAUUCAAUCAGGGUGCUCAGUGGAAGCCUUUGCAACCUCCACAAAAGGAUGCAUUUGGCAAUCCAAUCAACUGUAAAAGGGAAAGCAACUGUUCAUUGCAUGUAAGUCAGGAACUUAGUCACCUUUAUCCAUCGACUCAUGACUUUACAGUACUCAGCAAGAAGAGUGCGCCAGGUCUUAUAAUAGCUACUGGUACAAUUGGAGCUUCACUGAAGGGGCACCCAGCACUUUACCUGUCAUCAGAUGCAGGUAUCAAUUGGUCUGAGGUUUUGAUAGGCAAUUACCUCUAUACAUUCGGUGAUCAUGGAGGAGUCAUUGUCGCUGUGCAGAUGUACAAGGCUGGAGCUGAAACCAACGAGUUGAGAUAUUCGACAGAUGAUGGCGAGACGUGGCAGACCUUUCAAUUCUUUCAGGAGAAAUUACGUAUAUUUGCACUCCUGACUGAACCCGGGGAGAAUACAACCAUAUUUACUCUCUUUGGUUCAAGAAUAGAGCAUGAACAUCAAUGGAUCAUUAUCAAGGUGGAUAUGUCAUCAGUGUUCAGGUACUCGUGCAAAGCAGAAGACUACAAAACAUGGUCACCCUCGGAUGGUCGAAGUGGAAGGCUUUGUCUCCUUGGGAGAAAGGAAGUAUACGAGCGAAGAAUUGGCCACUCAAAUUGCUAUAAUGGCCAGAAUUAUGACAGGCCAAUUUCAGUGGAGAACUGUCCUUGCAACCGAGAAGAUUUUGAAUGUGAUUAUGGUUACAAGGAUAAUAUGGGGACUCAGUUAUGCACUGUGGAUAGCAGUUUCAAUUUUGACCCCCAUGCAGUCCCUCUCAGCUGCAAACCAGGAGAGUUCUAUAAUAGGACAAAAGGCUAUCGCAAAAUUCCUGGUGACACGUGUGAAGGUGGUAGAGACUACAUGUUCCUUCCAACCAUCACUGCCUGCCCUGUGUCGAAAGAGCAGGAAUUCCUCUUGGUGUCAGCACGGCAAGAAAUUCUGCGGUAUAACUUGGUAGAUCCUGGUGCAGGUCUCCGUCCUCUGCCGAUACCGAAUUUGAAGAUGGUCAUUGCCUUAGAUUUUGACAUGAAGAAUAAUUGCAUUUAUUGGUCAGAUAUCAAUGAAAGUAACUUGGGUAUUAAGGUGAGUAUUACUUAUUUGUCAUCUGGGAGGGAGGGAAAUGGCGUCACAAGUGCCAAUUCACCAAUGAGCCAAUUAACCCAGUGCCAACGGGUAAAAAUGUUUCGCAAGUGGAUGGUGUUGGUCUCGAUUGACAGCGUUGAAGAUCUGGAAGGACUUGCUCUUGAUUGGAUUUCAAAUAACCUCUACUUCGUCGAUGGAGAGCUUAAGUCCGUAGAGGUUAUAAGGACCGACAUCCACAACUAUGGAAGGAUGAGGAGGUCUCUGCUUACAGACAAAGACCUGGAUAAUCCAAGAGGCAUUGCUGUACAUCCUCUCCGAGGAUAUUUGUACAUCACUGAUUGGUCAGAAACGAACCCAAAAGUUGUGAGGACUUACUUGGACGGCACAAAUUGGAAGGUUCUCUUUGAUCACACGGUUGUGGGAUGGCCCAAUGGCAUCACAAUAGACUUCCAGACGGAACGCAUCUUCUUCGCCGAUGCCAAGCUAGAUUACAUAGCCUCUGCUGACUUAGAUGGACAGUCCAUAAGGAAGAUCAUUUCUGAUAGCGAUAAGGUGAUACAACCAUUCGCUGUUGGCGUAUACAAGUCGCUCCUCUUCUGGGACGAUUGGCAGGUGCAUCAGGUUCUGCAGGCCGACAAAAACUUCGGCUGGGGCAUUUCCACGGUUGGCAAUAUGAGCCGGAGUGGGCUAGUUGACCUCAAAGUGUUUGGCCAUUGGUCGCAACAGGGGUCAAAUGCUUGCACGAAUAAUACAGAAUGCCCAUAUCUCUGCAUGGGUCGUCCAAACAACCAGUUUGCUUGCCUGUGUCCUCAAGGCAUGAAGAUCACCCGAAAUGGAUUAAUUGAGACAUGUGCUUGUGCAACAGGACACAAAAAAAUCAACUCGGGCAGGUGCAUUCCGAAACAGUGGGUGUGCGACUCUGACAAUGACUGUGGCGACAACUCAGAUGAAGAUGGGAAGGAAUGUGGCCACAAAUCAUGUGAACCACCAUCCUGGCAGUGUAAAAACGGCCAGUGUAUCGCUCAGAGCUGGCGCUGUGACUUCGACAACGACUGUGGUGACCACUCAGACGAGGAUGGUUGCGAGUAUGAGCUAUGCCCGGAAAACACUUUCAAGUGUGCCAAUGGCCGGUGCAUUGAACCCCACUGGCGAUGCGACAUGGAAAACGAUUGCCGCGAUGGAUCUGAUGAAGUUAAUUGCACCACAUCAGCAAAGCCAGGAUGCAGAGGUGUGGUGAUAAAACAUUUUUUAGCAGGCUAUGUGCACAAUGACUUCCCUAGAGUUGUGAGAUUACAUUUCAUCUUACAAACUAGUAUGAGAUUUUCAAAAACUGAAAUGGCACCCAUUAUAGUUGUUUUGCCUCUUGGCAAGUCCUUUUCAGCCAUGCUUGACUGCAACUUACUAGCCCAUUCCUUGUAUUGGAAAUCAACAAGCAGUCAGGAUGAUGGUGUUAGAAAGGAAGACCUACUCCUUGGAAAUCAGCUGUUUAUACUUAUUGUGUACUGUGAAGUAAUGGCCAGGACUUUUGGUCCUUGUGUUGGAUCACGGGUUAUAAUUGGCAGUACCAUUUGUCCAAUCAACAUUGUCACCAUGAAACUGGUACUCUCACAAUCGGAGACUAAUCUCAACUUGCUGAAGCUAAUCCUGACCGUCAGGAAUGUGUCUAGACAGGACAGCUCACAACUUCAUUAUGUAUUCCCUUCCAAGGAACAGACUCACGCUGUGCGCAGUGAUGGAAGAUGUGCCGAGGAACUCUUGGCGUUGUAUGGACGAGCCGGUGAAGGACUGACGAUGUGUUUAUAUGAUCACCCAACUAACCUGGUUACUUUAAGUUUACUUUUUUAUUUCUUCAAACAAAUUUUUCUCUUCCAUAGGACAUGGGUAUGUGAUGGAGAAUCAGACUGCCAGGACGGGUCAGAUGAGACCAACUGCGAGAACGUUACAACCAGUACCAUCGAGCCGUUGGUGCCGACAGAACCCUCCUUCCCCACGGCCAAUCAAAGUUGCUCAGCGCUCAUGUUCCUCUGCGAGAACAUGCGAUGCAUCCCAUUCUGGUGGAAGUGCGAUGGCUUGGAUGACUGCGGUGACGGCUCUGAUGAGGAGGGUUGCGCUAUGCCUCAUGUCAAUGUCACUGUCAUUAAACCUGCCACGCCCGUACCCCGACCAUCGACCUGUCCCUUGGACCAGUUCCAGUGUAGCAGCGGCGAGUGCAUUUGGGAAACGUGGGUGUGCGACAAGGACAAUGACUGCCCUGACGGAGAGGAUGAAAAGAACUGCCACCAGUUUAACACGUGCAGCCUGGAGUCCGAGUUCAAGUGCAGAUAUUCGGGUGGCUGCAUAUCGAGUGGCUUGAGGUGUGAUAGCAAGGAGGACUGUGCAGAUGGAUCGGAUGAAGAAGGCUGUCAGUCCGUAAAACCAGAAGUAACCAAGUGUCCAGACGGAUUCUUUGUUUGUGAUGGAGGUAGCUGCCUCGAGUUAUUCAAGCGCUGCAAUGGAAAACAAGAUUGCGUGGACCUCAGCGAUGAGAAGAAUUGUUCAACUGAUAAGCAGGCAUACCAGGUGACAGAUCUCACAGUAACAGAAUUAACUAAUGUAUCUGUGAGUGUGAACUGGAGUGUAAAUGCGCCCGGAAACAUCGAAUACCAGCCUUCAAUCAUUGUUAAAGCAGCGUUAGGAAACCACAAUGCUUGGCUUAAUAAGACAUGGACUGAUAAUACAACCUACACAUUCUCUGGUCUAGAGCCAUACACAGAAUACAUAGUGAAAGUAUACAUCCGCGAGAAGAACACUACCAAGAUCUUCCCUCCAAGCAAGACCAAGAUCAUCCAUACUGAACAAGGAAUUCCCAGCCCUCCCUUCAACGUGGAAGCAGAACAGAUUGGAUACGGUGUUGUGAUCAGCUGGAUGCCCCCAAUUCAUCCAAACGGACCUAUCACCAUGUAUCAUGUGUAUAUGUUCCCGCCAAACCCAGCGCGUGAACACCAGAUUUUGGGCAACGUAACGAAUUUUACAGUCCCUUCAGCCUAUCUUAAGAAUGGAUCUUAUGUGUGGGUAACAGUGACAAAUGAAGCCUACACAAGUGCAGCAAGCGAAAGGAAAAAGGUUGAAGUGCAGACCACAGAAACCCAAGUGGCAAUUGUCGUCAACAGUGUCAACUCGACAAGUGCCAUCAUCUCCUGGGAUGCUGUAGUAGGCGCUGAAGGUUACAUGGUCACUCAUAACCAGCCAGAGAAUAAAUUACUCUCCGGCAAUGUGAUUGAGAACACCACCACAAAUCAAGUACAUGUGAGAGGUCUUGCACCAGGACAGACGUACUUCUUUAAGGUAACCCCGUUCAAGGAUAAAGUCUUGUGGCCUGUGAGCGGCAUCGAAGUCAGAACGCCAGGUGAUGCAUUAAAAGAAGUCACAUCACUGCAAGUACAAGUUGUUAAAGACAUUGGCACCGCAGUUAAGCUGACUUGGUCUGAUCCGCCUUAUAAAACUCGCAAGAUUGCCUGGGACUACCGUGUCGUUUGGGGAAAGAGCCCCAGCGAGCUCAAGAACGGAAAGAAUGUCCGCCUGACCAACACCACGUCUUUCAUGAUCGACAAAUUGGAUGCCUGUGAGACGUAUCACAUCGCUGUCAUGUUGGGAGGUCCCAUGGGGAUUGGCCCAGCGACAGUGAAACAGGUGCAGACGCUCGCUGACCCGCUUUCACCGCCUAAGAACUUGAAAGCCCAGAGAACGAGUCAUGACAACAAGACCAUGGUCAUCACGUGGGAGCCAGCCUGUCGGCAGCUUCUAGAACAGAAGUUGCAGUAUCUGCUCACAGUCAGGGAUGUCCUCUUUAACAAGACUUCAUACUAUGAGCUCCCCAGUAAGAAGACCAUGAACCAGACUCACACCAUUGAAUCACACUGGGGCGGCAAGUAUCUAAUCACUGUUCAGAACUCGCAGCCAGAUGCCCGUCCAACUCCUCCUGUCGUUAUCAACGGUCCAAUGAUCCCACCACCAUAUGAGCUCACCUACAACCCAAGUGAUAACUCGUUCUUCUGGAAAAGGAGUAGAAAUUUCCCGCAAGAAAUGGCAAACCAAACUUCUUCCUAUGUCCUUUACAUCUCAAAGAACAUGAACAUGAGUGAUGCUACUGCCCAUCCAUGCAGUACCCCUCCUGUAAAGGUGGACAGCCUCUCACCUGGAGUAAUCUACUUUGCUACAGUGGCUUUCAAAGAUGUCGAUGGGUAUCUGUCACCACAGUCACACUCCAUAAGGCUUGAGAAGCCCAUAGGUGACAAAAUUGUGCUGUCACAAGGAAGUGUGGUUGGUGUUGGAAUAUCAGUGUUCUUGGUUGUCAUAGCACUGAUUGUGGUUGUAGGGGUACUUGGAGUCAGACAUCGACGCUUAGCAAGGUCUUUCUUAACCUUUGCAAACACCCACUACGAUCGCUCGCAAGGGACAACGCUCAUCACCACAGACCAUAACUUGGACGAAGAUGAUGAUUCUCCCAUGAUCCGUGGAUUUUCCGAUGAUGAGCCUUUGGUGAUCGCCUGAUGUCGGCCUAGUCUGGCGUUCUUCGCUGCUGACUCCUCUGCAGCGGCCCCACAACAGGUUUGAGGACAAGAAGGGCAAAGAUGAAUUGUGAUAAGAUAUUUUUGUUACUUUAUUGUUUCACAUGUAUAUUACAAUUGUGGUGAUGUAUUGGAUUAACACUAGUGAAGCUGGUUCUCUCGGUGAAAUCCUAAUAUGGUUUUAUUUAGUUCAUUGGAGGUGUGAGUCGUGUGAAUGUAGGUGGAAGUUUUUAUUCAGAGAGCUUUAGUAUUAACCCCAAAAUUAAGGAGCUAAGAAAUGUAUGUAAUUUUCUUUAGCCUGAUUUUAUUUGCAUUGGAUUCACAAAUUCCACUUUUACAAAUUUGUUUUAUCAGAGAGUUCUUUUCAGAGAGAGCAGAACAUUAUAGGCAUUGGCAAGAUCUCCAGGUGUUAUUUGCAUAAUCUAGUUGGUCUUGUGAUUUUAUUUAUGUAAACUUUUGGUCUCACACUUUAGGUUGAUCAUAUAACCAGUUAUGAUUCUGUAAUAUAUGCACUUCACCUCUUUUAGAAAACGUAACAUACUUGCAUUGUAAUGUAACGCUUUUCACAGAAUUUUUAAAAAGCAUAACACUUAUAUGACAAGAAGUUAGCAUUAAUGUGUUUUGGUACGCAACAGGUCAGUGUUUCUUUAAGAUUAUAUACAAUAUUCAUACAUUCCCUGAAACUCUUAAUUGACAAUAACAAUUAAGUCAAACUAAAUAUGAUGUCUCAUGUAAUUUUUAAGGCACACUAUAUAUAUAUAUAUAUAUCCUGAAUUCUGAAUGUCUAUUUAGUUAGUUAAGUGUUAUUGCAACUGUUACCCACAGUCCACAAUUCCACUGCUUAACCUUCUGUGACGUUCAGUGCAUAUCACGGUUGCAGGUACGUAUUUAUAUGCAGUGAAUUUGGGACUCGGUGGCAUUUGUUCUCAGUGUCAGAUUUCAGAAAGGUAUCUUUUGAUUAGCUUUCAGGAAAAUUUUUCUUUUUCUUUUUUUUUUUCCGUCUCUUUUGACACAUUUUUCAGAGACUCAUUACUUUGGCCGUAAAAACGAUACUUUUCUAGCAUUACAAAUUUGUAAAGUACAUAGUGUUAAGAAGUGUAGUGUGUUCCUUUUAUUUUGCGCUUGAGGCAAGUUUUUUCUCAUGAAAUGUUGAUUCAUUGAUUUUAAAGAGUGAGGAGUGAAUGAAGCGGUGAUAAUGUUGUGAUAAAUCGAUUAUCUUAGCCUAGAGGUAAUGAGAAUAGAGUUGUAGGUGACAUUACUGUUUGCUUUUUUUCCAUUUCUCAUUCACUCUUGAACAAAUAAAGAUCUUUUGUUUGGAUAGAUAAAUGGUAUUCAGCUUUCUUUUCUAAUGAAUUACCCUUUAACCAUUAUAAUUCUUAAAGAAGAAUUAUAUCAGUUUAAAUAAAGAGAGACGUUUUUCCUCCUUCAGUUUGCAACAAAACAAGAAAGUGAAAGUAUGUUCAGAUAAAGAGAAAUUAAUUAUUGUGUCAGUGGUAUUGGACUGUGUACAUGAAACCUUGAAAAACAGUUACGUUAAAUGUUAGUAGCAUUAACAAUAAGGCAAUGUGCAAUUUAGAAUAUUUUAUUUUUGAAUCACUCCCUUUAAGUUACAAGAGUCUUUUUUUCUCUGAUAAUUGGUAAUGGUACAUAUUAAUUGUGCUCUCUAACUCUACAGUAUGUGCAAUGAGCCUGAGACACACAUCCUCAAUAUAUAUACAUAUGUAUACAUAU